This is a messenger RNA of Ostreococcus lucimarinus CCE9901, 1680 nucleotides long. RefSeq lists its product with no specific name. Gene Ontology annotation, biological process: carbohydrate metabolic process. Gene Ontology annotation, molecular function: hydrolase activity, hydrolyzing O-glycosyl compounds. NCBI's taxonomy places the organism in Eukaryota, Viridiplantae, Chlorophyta, Mamiellophyceae, Mamiellales, Bathycoccaceae. The transcript has 3 exons. The record is from RefSeq and is a predicted model, not a curated record. The coding region runs from base 1 to 1680 and encodes 559 amino acids.
AUGGAGGAUUCGGGAGCGGCGGAGUUGACGGUGAAGCUGUGCGAUGGAGCGGACGAAGACCACUGGUACGGUGGGUCGCAUUUGCUGAAGCAGCUCUGGCCGCUCGAGCGAGCGAAAAUCGAAAUGGGACCGUUUUACCCGUUCGACCACGGUCCGAACGGCGUCGGCAACGUUCUCGGCACUCACUGGGUGUCGAGCGGUGGGACGUUGAUAUUCGCCGAUCCAAAUAGUGAUUUAUUACACGCUCUGACGUCGGAACGCGGCGACGGACUACUUCGAUUGCAAUCACGGGCGAAUUACGCGGACGCGAACAUGUUGCAUCCGUGGCAAAGCAUCAAUACGAAUGACGCGCGAACGCGCUUGCAGCUACGCGUCGCCGUAUCUGCGCAGGAAGACGCGAGGAGCGCGACGAGAGUCGCCUUGGCGCAGCUUCCAAAGCCGAGCGCCGCGCCGGACAAGUCUCUGAUGUUCUAUCCAAUCUGGACGACUUGGGCGACGUCGCACGCUGAUGUCACGCAAGAGUCAACACUUGCAGUAGCUAAGGACAUCGCAAAAGCCAAAUCUGACUCGGGAUUACCGAACGGUUCGAUCAUCGAAAUCGACGACCGCUGGCAAGCGCGAUAUGGCGAACUUCAUUUCGAUCCCGUGAAGUUUCCGGAUCCGAAAGGCAUGAUCAAGGAGCUUCACGACAUGGGAUUUUUAGUAACGGCGUGGGUGAUGCCGUUCUUGCAAGAGAGUUCAGCGGCGUGCGAGGAGGCAAAGCGAUUAGGGUACUUACUUGAAGGCUCGCAACCGCCGAACGAAGUCCCUGGACAGUUCCGAUGGUGGGGCACGCAGCCCGUCCGCGGCAUCGAUUUCACCAAUGACGAGGCGUGCGAAUGGUUCGUGCGUCGACUCAAGAAACUGCAAGAAGAAGUCGGACUCGACGGUUUCAAGUUUGACGCCGGCGAGCCUUGUUUCAUGCCUUACGGCGCCCGCCCGCACACGCCCCUGAAACAUCCACAAGAGUACAGUCAGGCAUACGUGGAAAAAGUUUGUUCUAAAUUUGCCUUGAGCGAAGUGCGCGUGGCGAUGGGAACGAACAAUUACAACGGCUUAAUUCGCAUGGGCGAUAAAGAUACCGUGUGGGGCGUCGAUAACGGUCUACAGAGUCUCAUUCCGAGCUUACUCACGUCCGCAGUUAUCGGGUUCCCGUUCACGCUUCCGGACAUCAUCGGCGGCAACGCGUAUUGGAAUCAAACGCCCGAUACCGAGUUGAUGAUUCGCUGGGCGCAAGUCAGCGCGUUCAUGCCCGCGGUGCAAUGGUCGAUUCCACCGUGGGAAGUGAGCUCAGUGGCGUACGAGGCGAGUGUCAAGGUGAUGCACAUGCGCGAACGGCUGCUCUUACCCAAGCUCGCCGCGCUCGCGGAGGACGCCAAAGCCUCCCUCGAACCCAUCUGUCGUCCAAUGUGGUGGCUCGACCCCAACGACGCCCAAACGUUCGCCAUCGACGACCAGUUUGCCGUCGGUACCGACAUGAUCGUCGCCCCUGUGGUCGAAAAAGGUGCGACAUCGCGCACGGUUUACCUCCCCGCCGGGUCUUGGCGGCGAUACGACGAAUCGAACGCCGUCGCCGGCGGUCGCCGCGUCGUCGUCGACGCCCCGCUCGACGUCCUCCCCGUGUUCAUCCGCGCCGACUAG